UCAGUAACGUCGCCGGGGUCCUUUCUGCCAUGGGAAUCUACGACCUUAAAGCCUGACAGGAGUGUGUUUUUCUUUUUUAAACAACAACCUCUUCACUGCAAAGAAAAGAAAAGAAUGUGAGGUCAUAACACGUUCUGAACUUAAGUGCCUGUUAAAGAAAGUAACUUAUAUGAAACUUUCACGGUAGAGUAUUUGACAUCCUAACUUGGUACAAGUGAUUUAAGGAAACAUGUCACUGGGGGAAUAUGAGAGGCACUGCGACUCAAUCAAUUCUGAUUUUGGAAGUGAAUCAGGUCGAAGUGGCACAGGUUCUAAUUCUGGGGCAAGUUUUGGAAUGGAGCAGGAGAAGCUUCAUUACAUUCCUAUCCGUGUGCUUGGAAGUGGAGCCUUUGGUGAAGCCACCUUGUACAGAAGAACAGAGGAUAACUCGCUUGUUGUGUGGAAGGAAGUUGACCUAAAGUGCCUGUCUGAGAAGGAGCGUCGUGAUGCUAUGAAUGAGAUUGUCAUCCUCUCUGUUCUGCAGCAUGACAAUAUUGUUGCUUAUUACAAUCACUUCCUGGACAAUAACAUUCUGCUGAUUGAGCUGGAAUACUGCAAUGGUGGAAACCUGCAUGAUAGAAUUCUUCAGCAGAAAGAGAAGUUGUUUGAAGAAGAGGUGGUGGUUUGGUUUCUUUAUCAGAUUGCUUCAGCAGUGAGCUACAUUCACAAAGCUGGAAUUCUCCACAGAGAUAUAAAGAGUCUCAAUAUUUUCUUGACUAAGGCAGACCUAAUCAAGCUUGGAGACUAUGGCUUAUCGAAGCAACUAAAUUCUCAGUACUCCAUGGCUGAGACGUGUGUCGGCACACCCUACAACAUGUCUCCAGAACUGUGUCGUGGUGAUAAGUACAACUUCAAGUCAGACAUAUGGGCAGUAGGCUGUGUUCUGUUUGAGCUGCUCACAUUAAAGAGGACAUUUGAUGCUACAAACCUGUUGAAUCUUUGUGUGAAGAUCAUGCAGGGAACGCGAAAUUUUGACAUGGAUACAAGUGCGUAUUCUCCACAGCUAAUUGAAAUGGUGCAGAUGUGCCUCGACCAGGAUCCGGAGAGAAGGCCUACUGCUGAGGAGAUACUAAACCAUCCGGUAAUUUCCCACAGAAAAAGGGAAAUGGAGCAAAGAGUUGCACUUUUGAAUCGACCCAACAAAAAAUCAAGAAUGAGUACUGCAAAUGAGCCACCCAUAGCAGUGGUCACAUCCCGCUGCAGCGAGGUAUAUUUCUGGGGAGGUGGCAAAGCAACACCGCAGAAACUAGACAUUUUUAAAGGAGGAUGUAGUGGCCAGCAGGUCUGCGCUGGAAAUACCCACUUUGCUGUUGUAACAGUGGAGAAGGAUCUCUACACUUGGGCCAGUGUACAGGGGGGUAUGAAGAUCAGUGGGCAGCUCGGGCAUGGUGAUACAGCAUCUUAUCGACAGCCAAAGCGUGUUGAAAGACUACAGGGCAAGUCAAUACAGCAGGUAGCUUGUGGAGAAGAUUUCACAGUCUGUGUUACUGAUGAAGGCCACGUGUACACAUUUGGGUCUGAUUAUUAUGGCUGUAUCGGAGUCAACAAUGAACUUGGACAGGAAUGUCCAUACCCAGUUCAUCUGGAUUUCUUUCUGGACCAUCCAGUAGAACAGGUGUCCUGUGGUGAAAAUCAUGUUGUGGUUCUAACCAGAAACAAGGAGGUCUAUUCUUGGGGCUGUGGGGAGCAUGGUCGCUUGGGCUUGGAUUCCGAGGAGGAUUUUCCUUCACCUCAGAAAGUUGAUAUCCCAAAAAGCUUAAGUAUUAUCCAGGUUGAAUGCAGUCCUGAUGGUACCUUCUUCCUUACGCAGUCAGGAAAAGUACUGGCAUGUGGAAAUAAUGAUUUUAACAAACUGGCUCUCAAUCAGUGUGUAUCUGGACUUCGCAAUCAUGAAAACAAAGCUUAUGUUGAUGUACCUUAUACAACAUCCUUGACACUGGCUAAGCAGCUUUCCUUCUACAAAAUCAAAAAGAUUGCACCAGGCAAAACCCAUACAGCAGCUAUAGAUGAACGUGGGCGUUUACUCACCUUUGGCUGCAACAAGUAUGGACAGUUGGGAGUUGGAGACUACAAGAAGCGAGUUGGCAUUAAUCUACUGUCCGGUCCACUUGGUGGGAAGCAGGUGAUUCGUGUGUCAUGUGGAGAUGGUUUCACAAUAGCUGUCACUGAUGAUAAACAUAUUUUUGCAUGGGGUAAUGGUGGAAAUGGACGCCUGGGAAUGACCCCAAAUGACAGACCAUUGGCUGGCUCAGAGGUCUGUGUAUCGUGGCCCCGACCCAUAUUUGGAUCUCUGCACCAUGUCCCAGACCUUUCUUGCUGUGGUUGGCACACCAUCAUCAUUGUUGAAAAGGUGUUGAACUCAAAAACAAUCCGAUCCAACAGCAGUGGACGCUCUAUUGGUGCUGUGGUCCAAGGUUCAUUUGGAGCAGAAGAUCUAGACAGCGAGCAGGAACCUGAAACUCCAGAUCAGAGUGGUGGCUCUGGAGGAACAGUGGAGGCAGAUGGAAUAGGUCGAUUCAGUGAUUCCAGCAGUGCAUUGAGUGAUAUGAAAGAUAGCUCUUGCCCUGAGUGGCUGCUGAAGGAACUGGAAGAUGCAGAAUUUAUUCCAAUGCCAGAUGCAUCCCAGGACUCUUCUGCAGUAAGCCUUUCUUGCUCUGGACCAGAGAAAGCUACCCUUCCAUAUGAGGAGCUGCAAGGUUUAAAAGCUGCGGCAGAGUCGCACAGUGAAUUUAUAGAUCCAACUCAAAAAGCUGAGGUAACUUGUAGUGAUGAAGGUAUGCUGAAUGAUACAGACGUUCUGCACUCUGCUUGUCAGUGUGAAGCCUUGCAAAAGGAAGUAAAGGGACUGAGACUGUCAGUGUUUCAGCUCGAGGAGCAUCAGCAGAAGCUGCAAGAAGAAAACAGCUGUCUCAGGAUAGAGCUCCAAAGGCUGGCAAAUGAAGUUGAAGAGAUGAAACAGCUUAAGCAGACUGUGGCCAAGCAAGAUGAGAUGAUGCAUUGGAUACAGACACAGAUGACUCUUAGGUCAAAAGAGAAUCAAAAAGCUGUGCAGUCUAGCGACCUUUCAGCAGGGAAGGAAUCACCAGACUCUGAACCUAAAGUUGGCCUUGAUUCGAGAUCAUGGUGCAUCUUGUGAUCAGACUCAACCGCUUAUUAAUUUGUCAGGCAUGAGCACCUAGUCCUCUGCCAACCCAAAUGUAUUACCAGAAUUGGGGUUGUUCUCCAGUUUCUCACCUACUAAACAAGUUACAGCUUGCCUUGCUUCAGUGUGUUAAUGGAAGAUGAGAAGGAGAUGGGUCUCUCUUCUGAACACCCAGUGCACUUCAGAUCGACUUUGAGAAAAAGAUAGAGGAGAGGAAUUAACAAGAUAACAAGAUAUCAGCUGUGUUUUGGGGUCUUCAGGAUGUGUCUACCAAGCCUGCUGUUGUCAGCAACAUUCGAGCCUGCAGGAUUUCCUGUUUUAUUUUUGUUACAGCUCGUUAGUCUGUGGUAUACAGGAAGGAAGUAUCAUACUAAACUGAAUAUUACUUUGAACAGGAGGUAACAGUUGUUUACUGUUCAGCUGUCAGCUGAUUUUUCAGCUAAUUUGCAUUGCAAACAUUUUUGAGAAUACAUUUCUCUGGUUUUCACACAUUGUAAAAUUGCAGUGAUGAUCUACUUUACUAUGGAUGUGGACUUCUCGAACUGGGCACAUGUUUCAUUGUAGUAUGCUUGGAUAGAGCUUAUGAAGCUUGGCGCUGACAAAAGAAACAGGCUUAUCUCUACAGGCAAAAAAAAAAAACAGUAAUUGUUUUUCAGCUCAGAUGAUUUGGACUGUUUGAUCAGCAUGUCUUUUCAUAUUGUUCUAUAUUAGGGAUAGCGUCAUGAUCAGAUUAAAACCUGUGCCUUAGCUAAAUGGACUUGUGAGAAAAGGUUUAGUUCGCUUAACGUUCUUCCCCUUUAGUUUCACAUAGUAAGCUUUACCUCUUCCCAACUUUCAGUUAACAUACCCCUAUCCUUAGUUUUACUAAUGAUUCAGAAGCUCUGUCUUAACCCACCCAUACAGCUAAUUUUAUGUGUCUUUGUCAUUUGCAAAUUAAUUUUACAGUUCUGAUGUUGCUUUUUCUUUGUCAGCAUUCAUUUAUUGUAUGCUUUUAACUCUUUCCCACUUAACAUUUUCUUUCUUUCUUCCCUCAAGGUUUAAUGUUUUAUAUAUAUGUAAUGCAUAUUUUGUUUUACAGUAGAGUAGUGGUGCCAGCACAUUUCCCUGUUUUAUUGGGUAUUUUUUAAGCAUUGCAGUGUUCAGACUUUGCUGGUAUCUGUUUUCCCAGCAGAAAAUAGACAGUGAUUUGAAGAGAGGAGAAUAUGAUGACUUAAUGUCCUUUUUGAAGUAAUCUUUGGGCUGCCAGUCAGUGAGCAGUGUUGUUUGCUAGAAGCCAUUUAUUGUUUUUGAAGUCAAAAAUAUAAAAACUAAGUUACCACAAACAGCACAAUGAAUAUCUGGCUUCUCAACCAUUCUAGCAUGACAGAGAUCUCAGAACAGUGUUGUUCUUUUCAUAUGUUUCAGGUUAAGUGUUGCCUGCAUAGAUAAUGUCCUGUAUAUAAGUCCAGAUUUUAACAAAGGAAUUGCUUACGUUUUUUUUUAUAUUCCAAGUGAAAACCUAAAAGCUUGCAAGUAGAUUAAGUAGCUUGGUCAGUAUUCAGUGUGCACAUGCAUAUAUUUGAAGGUGCAUACCUCAUUUUGUGAGCUUUUGUCCUGUGUUCCAUUGACUAAGUAGUACAGAAAUUAAUGAUACAAACUAACCAGAAAUUCAUACUGUCUGACAAGUAAUGCACAUUUGAGCAGGCCACAGUUCAGUAAUGAGACAAGAAGAAUCUUGUUUGUUAACUUGAAUUAAUCAGUUUGUUUUCUGAGGAUCACCUAGAAUCCUCUAGAACGACUUCUGGAAUAUUCAGAUGGCUGACAAAAUGUUUAUAUAUGCCAAAGAUUGUUGACUUUUUAAUUCCCACACAGAAAUUUGAACUGAAUGGACUGAAAUGAGUAAACCAGUUACUUUAAAAAAAGCAGUAUGGCAGAUUGUGUAUGGAGUUUGGCACUAACGGUCUUGGCUGGUUUUCUGCCUCACACGAUAAGUAAAACAAACUAGCUUUUACCUGUCCUGUACUUAUGAAUGUAAUAGUUUUGUUCUUUUUACACCUCCAUUCCAGUUGUCUAGGUAGAUUUCUUCACAUCUUGUUGCGCAGUGUUUCAGAAUAUCAUUUUAAUAGAAGCUUUACCUCCACAUAAAUUGUGUGUACAUACAUACAUGCAUGUAUGUUUUGUAUGAAUUGGUGUUAGCUUUCCUGCUUUAUUUUGGCCUCCUUCCACAUGCCUGUUUACUUUUGGGGUACCAGCUUAUAUAUUUGCAUAAUACGUUCUUAAAUUUCUUUUGUUAUUGUUUCUAGCAGCUUGAACAGAAAAGGUAUGCACCAUGUGUGUCACUUGCAAGAUGGCUUUAGUCCCAUCAAUGAGUAGUUCACUUAAGAAGGUCCUUGACACUGUGCUUAUCUUCACCUUUUUCACCAGUCUAUUGAAAGAAUAUCAGGUAAUGGUAGUGGUCACUUCAUAUUGGUUCAGGUGUCUGAAAGUUUGUUAAAAUGUAUUAUUUAUUAUAGUACUGUGUGUGUUACAGGAAGUAUUCCCAUAACCAUAACAUUUCUAUAUUUUAAUUUAUAGAAUGCUUUUUGAUUUUGUGGCCUAACAUUUUUUCGUAUUCUUUUUACAGGAACUGUAAGGAAAUGUCCUAUAAUGCAUCAUUAUUUCAGUUCAAGUUGCAGUUAAACAUGUCAUUGUGAAGUGCAUCCAGUGUGUGUUGUUUGUAUUACAGUUUUGAUUAAUGCUAGGUGUCACUUCCCAUUAAUGUUCUCUUUCAUUUUUUUUUUUUUUAUUCUCUGAUUACCUGUUUUAUCCCGGUCAGUGUCCUGGAGGAAUGCAGGUACAAGACAGAGACACUAAUCCUGGAUAGGAUACCAGUCUAUGGCAGGACACAAAUAUACAUAUCUGUGGGCUGACCCACAUCAGAUAAACAUUUUGUCUGUAUUGUUGAUUGAAGUUGAGGUCUGACUGGAUAACUCUGAAUUUUUUUUGUUCCAGAACAUAGAAAAGAAGGUUGUUUAACAGCAUUUUUGCUACCUUCUUCCUUAGGCUAACUUAAAAAGAGUAUUUUGCUGUAAAGAUGUGUCAGUCAUAACUUCUGAUGUAAAAAUCCCAGUAGUUCUGCAUGUCGUAGUUAUUCUGUCCAGUCUCCUCUUGCACUCAGAAUACAUGUAAAUAUUACUACUUAAUUGCUUGCAUAAUUAUGUUAAUCCCUUGUGGCUGGAGUUUUUACAGUGCUUCUCUCCUUACCUGAGUAUUAGGAGCUCUCCUGCUGGAAUAGUAUGAUGCUGUUCUGCUUCCCCUUCUGUACAGUAAUUUCUAGUCCUAGGAAGACUACUACUCUUCGUAUGUCUUAUAUUUGGUUCAUCAUAAGUCCGCACAUAUAUGUUUGUGUGUGAGAGAGAGAGUGAGAGAUUUCACGUGACUGAAAUAACUAAUUUGUCUUGCACAGUUCCUUUUUACAUAAGAGAGAUCAUAGGCAACUGUACAGGCCACAUGAACUAUUUUCACAAAUGUCAAUUUCAUAUAUGCAACAGAGAAACACUAUACAAACAUUUCUAUUUAUGGAAAAAAUAAUGUGCUGUUUUUGCUUUUUGUGUCACUUAAGUUUAGAGGUAGUUGGGUACAUAGCAUGUGCAGUUGUUCUUCUCAUGUUUGUUUUAAAGUUAUUUACAUUUAUCUGCUUAAAAAGUUAAUAUUAUUUUACCAG
Messenger RNA from Protopterus annectens (West African lungfish), 6863 nucleotides. RefSeq names its product NIMA related kinase 9 (gene NEK9). Bases 230 to 3175 code for a protein of 981 amino acids. The record is from RefSeq and is a predicted model, not a curated record. Gene Ontology annotation, molecular function: protein kinase activity; protein kinase binding; ATP binding. The transcript has 23 exons. Lineage: Eukaryota; Metazoa; Chordata; Ceratodontiformes; Protopteridae. Gene Ontology annotation, biological process: protein phosphorylation. Gene Ontology annotation, cellular component: centrosome.